CAAAUUAGCCAACUAAAAUAGCCGACAACCAACAAUCAAUGACCAACAGCCAAUUGUCAAACAACGCUUAAAUACAUGAACAAGUUUAAAAAGUUAGAAAUGCCAAAAUAAGUACUUGUAGUUGUAAAACUUGUAAUCCGUGCAUAAACCAAAGAAAUGAAUGAAUUACGAGUAGUUAAAUAAAUUAAUUAAAUAAACAAAAUAAAACAACGCUCCAUACAUUUCGGCGAUAAAAAACAACAGUCUUCUCCUUUCUCUCUCCUCCUACCUGUGUUAGCUGGUUUUACAGUUCAAUGGAGAUAUCACACAAUCAACGCUCUUCUCCGCCGUCUAAACCACCCGCAUCAAUGGAUUCCAAGCAAAUCAUCGACAUCUUACCUUCUUACAUCUCUCUGUACAAAAACCCGACCCUAAACCCAAACCCGAACCCAGAUAAAUCCGCCAUUUUGAAAUGGUUUUCUUCUCUCUCUCCUCCCCAAAGACUGGCCCACCUCACCAUUGUCGACCCCACUUUCACUCAGCUUCUCCUUCGCAUGCGUUCCCACCUCUUUCUCUCUUCUCACGUUACCUUCUUCCUCCUCCCUGACCUUCCUUCAGAGGAUUCUCUACCCACCAUUUGUACUCGCCGAUCUCGUGGGUUACUCGCUCGAGUUGCUGAUUCCAAUGAGUCGAGUCGUUUGCUUCGAUCGUCGAUUCUUCUCUUUUCCUCUUCUGAGUGUUCUGGGGUUUCUUCGGGUGCUCAAACCCUUGAUACGGUGACGUUUCGUGAGGGGUUUCUUGAGGAUUUUGAUCAGUUUGUUCGGGUUAUGGACCGGGUUUCGGACUCGGGUUUUUUAAAUGGGUCGAAUUCGGACUGGGUUGAGUUGGGGAAUGAGUGGCCUGAGUUGGGGUGGUUGAAGGGUAAAGGGUAUUAUGGUCUCGAGGCGUUUGUGGCGAAUCGGGUUGAGGUGGCGUUGAGGUUGGCGUGGGUGAAUGGUAAUGGUGGGAAGAAGAGAGGGGUGAAGUUGAAAGAGAAGGCUAACAGUGCUGUUGGAUUGGGGGUAAAUGCGUAUUGGAGGAAGAAAGGGUGUGUUGAUUGGUGGGAGAAGUUGGAUGAUGGGAUGAAAAGGAAGGUGUUUCGGAUGGUUUUGGGGAAGACCGCGAAAUCUAUAACGGGUGAAAUCUUAAAAGGCGCUGAUGGGAGCAUGGAGGACGAAUUGUGGAAUUUCGGUUUAGCGGAGGAGCAAUCUGUGAGAUACAGAGAUCAGAAUGCACCCACUACAGAGCAUUUACAAAGACGAGCAGAAUUAGGCUUGACAUCUGAUCUAGUUUCACCUUCUUCCAGGCCACCUACCACAUUAAGGCAUGUCGUGAAUCGGUUGUUUGUGCUUCAGGUUAUAAUUGAAAUGGCACUAACUUGCCCUCAUGAUAAAUUUAAUAAGGAGAAGAUCUUUUUCAGCUCUUUGGAUUCUGUAAAUAUGAUUGCAGAUGGCAUAUUGAGGAAAUUGAGAGGAUUACUUAUGGCUGUUUCACUUGAUUACAUUAAAUUUGAACUAAUGGAUGAGGAGAACCAUAAUAUAGUGGCAAAUAAAUCAAAGGAGAAGCAGGGUGGAACUCAACGUAAGAAGGGAAAGAAUCGUAAUUCCAAAAAGAUAAAUCCAGCUAUAAGGAAUUGCAAUAAUGACUUUGUACUUGACAAGACUCUUGAGGUAAAGGACCAGACGUCGGCUUCUGAGAGGUCACAAACUUCUUCUGCAAAGAAGGGAAAACAAAAUAAAAAGAAGUUGCGUGGGAAGCCGGAUUCUGCAAGUAAAGUCCUCAACACUUCAGCUGAAACACAGACUGCUUUCUCUUCCUGUACCACCACACAAUGUGAGAAAGAACAUAUCUCUAUGGAUCACGCUGCUGGUGUGAAAAAGUUGUCAAAUGAAGCUUCUAUUAGUUGUCUGAAUGGUCAGCAGAAUUUAGCUCCUUGCUACGGUAAGGCUGGAUGUACUGAGGUCAAUCUGCGUAGCUCUGAACGAGGUGAUAUAACAUCUUCUGUGGAAGACCAACAUCGUCCCAGGAUUAACUGUCACUUGCUUUCGAAUAAGCUGAAGAAUGCUGUAGUUCCCAACAUGGAAACUGAUAAUCAUUUAGUGGAAUCUGAUAUGAGUCCUGUUGAACUGACGACAGAAUUUAAAAGUGUUUAUGAAGCUAAUUCUGACGGAGACCCUGUUAUAGUGGCUGCAACAGAGUAUGAGAAUAGUCAAAUUGCUCAAAAAGAUGACGAUGGUCAUGAGGAUCAUGCUUUCUGCAGCACAAAUGCCACGUCAUCGUGUGGAAAAAUCGUAGAUGAUAAAAGUAAAACAAACCUGAUCUGUGAACAAGAUAACCAGAGUUGGUAUAAUGGUGAAGCUGUAAUUCCUGCAUAUUAUCCCUCAUAUGAAUGGCCUACUGUGGCCCCUAAUCGUUUGGCUGGCUUCAAUUCACAGCAUCUUCCACCUGCUACAGACCGAUUGCAUUUGGAAGUUGGUCACAACUGGCAAAAUCAUUUUCAACAUUCUUUCAUACAACAGAUGCAUCAGACAAGUUCUAAUAUUGGAGGACAGAUGGGUAGGAUUAUGCCACAACCAUUACCAGCUAGUUUGGAUUGGUCCCCUGUUGUACAGACUUGUAAUUAUGAUUCUCCAUUUAUUUCAAGGCGUCAAGCUGGAAAACAACAAAGCUUUGCUGCCCAAAGUCCUCAUAAAGGUGCUUUAAGUAGUGAAGAAGAAAGAAAAUACUUUGCAGACUACUUUGACUUCUCUGAACCACCAAGCGCACAAGAGUUAGCUGAUGAAUAUGAUAGCCAUUGGGUAUCAGAAGAAGAAUAUGAAGUCCAUGCUGUCUCUGGCAAGGACUACAAUCAAUUCUUUGGUGGCGGCGUCAUGUAUUGGAAUCCUUCUGAUUAUCGGGGAGCUAGUUUCUCUCGCCCUCCUUCUCUUAGUUCUGAUGACAGUUCAUGGGCUUGGCGCGAAGCUGACAUGAAUAGGACUGUUGAUGACAUGGUUGCAUUUUCAUCAUCUUAUAGUACAAAUGGACUAAAUUCCCCAUCUGCUGCUCCUUUUUGUUCUCCUUUCGAGUCUUUGCCUCCAGGGCAUCAACCAAUUGGUUAUGUUAGGUCCGGGAAUGAAGGAAAAAUGGUUCAUAGCUCCUCAACAAUGACAGACUUGGAGUUGGAAGAUAAACUUCCAGGAUCUUUGGCCAGUAUAUCUGGUGAUUGUGAUGCCAAAUCUGGAGAUUCGCUUCCUUACCCAAUACUCCGGCCUAUUAUAAUUCCAAGUAUAUCAAGGGAAAGAUCAAGAUCCGAGUUCAAGUGUAAUCGUGAAUUAAGAAGUCCUCGCGUUCCUCCAAACAGGUGUGAACAUCCUAGAAUUAAACGCCCACCUUCACCUGUAGUGCUUUGUGUUCCACGUGCUCCCCGUCCUCCUCCACCUUCUUCUGUAGGAGACUCCAGAAAACAUAAAGGCUUUCCAAUUGUUAGGUCUGGUAGCUCCAGCCCAAGACACCUGGGUGUAAGAGGAUGGUUUCAUGAUGGGACUAAUGUUGAAGAAGCUUGUUUACGUGUUGAUGGUGCUGAAGUAAUGUGGCCAUCUUGGAAAAAUAAGAACUUUGCUGCUCGGAAAAUGGUUCAGCCUUUGCCUGGAGCAAUACUGCAAGAUCGCUUAAUUGCAAUCUCCCAGUUAACUCAUGAUCAGGAACAUCCUGAUGUUGCUCUUCCUGUGCAACCACCUGAGUUGGUAAAUUGCUCAAAACGGAAGGCAUCUCUCCCGUUGAUGCACAAUCUUCUUCAUGAAGAAAUUGACUACUUUUGUAAGCAGGUUGCUGCCGGGAAUUUAAUUAGGAGACCUUAUGUUAAUUGGGCGGUGAAGCGGGUGACACGUUCGCUCCAAGUUCUCUGGCCUCGUUCCAGGACCAAUAUAUUUGGUUCCAAUGCCACCGGCUUGUCCCUUCCGACAAGUGAUGUGGAUCUUGUGGUUUGUCUUCCUCCAGUGAGAAACUUGGAGCCUAUUAAGGAAGCUGGAAUCUUAGAAGGCCGUAAUAGCAUAAAGGAAACAUGUCUACAACAUGCUGCUCGAUACCUGGGAAAUCAGGAAUGGGUAAAAGCUGAUUCUUUGAAGACUGUGGAGAAUACAGCGAUCCCCAUUAUCAUGCUAGUAGUGGAUGUUCCACAUGAUUUUGUGACUACAACUGCUGCGCCUACUGUGCACAUAUCUUUAAGGGGACAAAAUAAGCUGAAUGAUGGACGAUCUGUUGGUAAAAUUGAUACUAUUGGCUCAGAUAGUGCUCCUCAAUCGACUCACUCAAAAGUUAUCAACUGUAACAAAGAUUGUAUAUCAGUUCGUCUAGACAUUAGUUUUAAGUCACCCUCACAUACAGGACUGCAAACAACUGAAUUGGUUAAACAGCUUACCGACCAGUUUCCUGCUGCCAUUCCCCUGGCUUUGGUACUGAAGCAAUUUUUAGCAGACCGUAGCCUUGAUCAAUCGUACUCGGGAGGCUUGAGUUCAUACUGUUUGGUUUUGCUGAUUACACGUUUUCUUCAGCAUGAGCAUCAUCAUGGGCGGCCUAUUAACCAAAACCUUGGGAGUCUUUUCAUGGAUUUUCUUUACUUCUUUGGGAAUGUGUUUGAUCCUCGACAAAUGCGUGUCUCAAUACAAGGGAGUGGGUUAUAUAUAAACAGAGAAAGAGGAUGCAGCAUUGAUCCAAUCUACAUCGAUGAUCCUUUGUUUCCAACAAAUAAUGUGGGGAAAAAUUGCUUCCGGAUUCAUCAGUGUAUCAAGGCAUUUGCAGAUGCUUACGCUACUUUGGAAAAUGAGCUAACCUGCCUUUUAGCUGAGGGUGAUGCAAACACAACACAGCAGUACCGAUUGCUUCCAAAGGUCAUCCCAAGUAUAGGUCUUCCAUAGGGGUCCAUCUCAUGAGUUAUGAUGAGCUGAUGACUCUGGCACACACUUCUACUUCAAUUCUAUUGUUUUCCUCCAGUGCCUGGUUGAGGUGUUUUGCUUUGAUACCUGGAAAGACUGAUUAUUGGAGUUGGCUGAACCAGUGACCCAAGAUGUCUCAUGGCAAGAUUUCAAUGGUUUGAGGCAUGUUCUUUAUUAAAGUUGGAGCUUGUCAAGUAUCUGAGAUGUUGAAGGUGAAGAUGCUUGUAGAGUUAUAUGGGUGAAUAUGCUGUAAGCUGAUGGAUGCUUCACCUGCUUGGAUACAUCCUUUGACCUUGUAUUAUGCAUGCUCCUCCUUUUGUCGUCGAGCUUGCAGAGCUCACCUCUGAAUACAGAAAACUUAAGUUGACGAAAAGAGACUGCUUUACUGUAACCGCUUCGAUCUGGUCGAAGUUAACUCGAGAUAGAUAUCUGAUGACUUUAUCUGAGAGGCGGGAUACUUUCUUGGCUAUUUAAAAAUAGAUUUGGGUAAGGGAUCAAGAUCUAUUGAUCAAAUUUCCGAACUACCUGGCUUCAUUCUUCACCAAAUAUUGUCAUUUCCAUAAAAAAAAGAGGCCAUUGAGCCUGUCAAACUGAUUUUUUAACCUAGAGGUGGCAAUAUGUUUGGGAGACCCCUCAUUAUAGAUUGCAAUGAGUGGUUUUUGGAAGAGAAUUGGAUAUACUUAAACCAAUCAGAGAGUGAAGUCAUGAGUUAUGCUGAUGAGAAACUACAUCGAUUUCAUGGUGGGCAUCUAUGUGAAAAAGUUUGGUACUUAUGUAACCCUUGCGGAUAAUGAUUCGGCCCCUCGGUUAGGUGCUGGUCAUCAAGUGUUUGGUAUGUUUUGGAUCAGCCUAUGUAACCCUUGUUUGUAAUGAUUCGGCCCUUCGAUUUAUGUAACCCUUGUGGUUAAUGAUCUACCGAUGAAGCUACUUCCAAUGUCAUCUUUUCACUAGUGGCUAUCUUGACAGGAAUGCUGCUAAGUUCUGCUUUCUUAUCAAAGGAUACAAUUUCAAGUUCUGAUCUCUUCUUUCA
Molecule: messenger RNA, 5958 nt
Organism: Chenopodium quinoa (quinoa)
Lineage: Eukaryota; Viridiplantae; Streptophyta; Magnoliopsida; Caryophyllales; Amaranthaceae
Exons: 18
Coding region: 294-4910 (1538 amino acids)
Biological process (GO): RNA 3'-end processing
Cellular component (GO): TRAMP complex; nucleolus
Molecular function (GO): poly(A) RNA polymerase activity; mRNA binding
Source: RefSeq, a predicted model, not a curated record